Aphanomyces invadans is the source of this 240-nucleotide messenger RNA. RefSeq lists its product as hypothetical. The record is from RefSeq and is a predicted model, not a curated record. Lineage: Eukaryota; Oomycota; Saprolegniomycetes; Saprolegniales; Verrucalvaceae. The coding region runs from base 1 to 240 and encodes 79 amino acids. The transcript has a single exon.
AUGAAGUCUUGGGACGCGACUGCAGCCCGUGUCCUCCAGAUUGACGGGUUUGGUCGCAAAACCCUCGACGGAAAGAAGGCCGCCCAACGGUUCGGUUUGCUUGUUGAGGCCCACCGUAAGUUCCAGGCGAAGUCCAAGUUCAUGUCAGGUAGCAAUCAGGAGGAGAACGAGAAGACCCAGCUGCUCGAUGACCUCGUUGCAUUGGUCGAUGACCAUACGUCCAUCAAAGUCGAAAAGUAG